Phyllostomus hastatus (greater spear-nosed bat) is the source of this 1931-nucleotide messenger RNA. RefSeq names its product matrix remodeling associated 7 (gene MXRA7). Bases 69 to 701 code for a protein of 210 amino acids. Lineage: Eukaryota; Metazoa; Chordata; Mammalia; Chiroptera; Phyllostomidae. The transcript is spliced from 5 exons. The record is from RefSeq and is a predicted model, not a curated record.
GGUGCUGCAGUGAGGGCAGCGUCACCGCCCGUGCGGACACGGCGCCUUGGCGCAGGGGAGAAGGGCCCAUGCAGCUGCUCUGCUGCCGCCGCCGCCUCCCAGCCCCGCUCGCUCGGUCUCCCUGGGUGCCCGCCUGCCGCGCGGGGCCGGACCCCCAGCACCGGAGCCCCGAAAGCCUGGCGCUGGGCCUCUCGGCCGCGCGGCCCUCUCCUCGAGGGGCAGCCCGUCCGCGCUCGUCCCCCCUUAAACCACCUGCAGGCGCUUCCUUCCCGCUGGGCUUCUCGGUCCCGGCUCCUCGGUGGUCGGUCCCCUCGCCGCCACGCGCUCCCACCCCGCGUGGCUGGAGCAGCUGGCACUGCGCCCCCCCGACAUUCCUGCCAGCUGGAGUCCCUCCUUCCUUCCCCGAGGCCGUGCUGGGUGGCCCCGGCAGCGUCCUGCACGUCACGUCGCGCGGUGCGGAGGAGGGGCGGCGGCAGCAGGAGCACGAGCAGCAGCAGCAGCAGCAGGAGCAGGAGCAGGAGCAGGACCCAGCCGAGCAGGACCCAGCCGGGCCCGAGGAGGAGGAGGAAGGAGGAGAGGCCUUCUCCUUCAAGUACAGCCCCGGGAAGCUGCGGGGGAGCCAGUACAAGAGGAUGAUGACCCAGGAGGAGUUGGAGGAGGAGCAGAGGAUUGAGCUGACCUCUGACCUCACUUCCCUGUAGCAAGUUCCUUAGGUCCUGAGCCACAAACACUCUUGCAAAUCCUUUUGAACUGAAGAGUGACGAAGUUGCCCCUAGCGCCCUCCUACAGGCUUUUCCACUUGGCGCCCUAAAGGCCUGAGAGAUAAGACGUACCCCCCAGAGGGCAGCCUUGCAGGCUCCCAGGCGCCCCGUGCCCGCACAGUGCCGGCACGCGGACGCUCGGACAGGACGCCCCCCUCAGCCGACGGCCCGGGGGACGCCUCUGCGCCCCUGCUGUCGGGGCGUUCCUCCUUGUCAGGUGGCUGGCUUCAUUACACCGAAGGGUUUUAAGGGUCUGUUCUCACUCCCUGCCCCCACACACCCUGCACACCUGGGAACGCCACGGGCGCGCCAACUCCGUCAUUUUUAAAUCCGGAGAGUUUUAUCCCGGCCCUUGCGCUUUUUCCUUCCCUGAAGCCCAACCCGGAAAGGCUCUGAGAUGCGGGGGACAGAGGGGACCGAGCAGGGCCACCGCCCUCCCCUGCCUGGCGCAGCCGCUGCCGACUGAGCGGCCGAGAACCAGGGCCGGCCCCGAUGCACGGCUGCCCGUCUUUUCCCGUCCGGGGCGGCGCGCAGCAGCCCUCCGGGCGCUCCCAGGCCUCCUCACCGAUCCGCGUCCUGCCCGUUCAGCCAGACCGCCCGAAGCGGCAGUAACGGUGUUCGCUUACACUGGAUGACUCAGUGGUGUGUCUCCCUAGAAACUUUCCGAGAUGAGUUAGAGCCUAACCAGAUCCUUAGAUCAGCCCCAGAUUCCUCUCCUGGAAUUUUUGUAUAUGACAAUAUUUAUACGAUGCCAAACUAGUCCGCAGCUUUUAGAUAUGUUGGUUAAAACAUUUUUUAAAGCAAUAAGUUUAUAGAAAAAAAAGUUUCCAUUUAACGGAAGGCCGGGAGAUGUCCAGUGCCAACCCACAGGGUGUGCGGCCUUCUCCUCCGGGCCUGACACCUCAGGGGCCGUGGGCAGAACGGGCGACGAGCCGCCGCCACGCAGCGCCACGUGAGGAGGUGUGUGGGGGGCACACACGCCCCACGCAGCAACGGCAGUGUCCUUGUCCAGGCUGGGCUCUUACUGACGCAGUCAGCAGGUGGCUCCCUCCAGUCUGAUUUGUCUGGGAACUUCUGGGACGCAGGCGCCAAGGCUCACCCACGCCGAUGGCGUGGAUCCGCGUUUUCAGCCUUUGUUCGGUCCAAUAAACUCUGAGUAGACGGUCCUGA